CUAUCGACGCACUGACUUUCCGCCGUUUUGUUGCAAUUAGCAUACGAGUCCUGUAAACCCUCCAUGAGGCACGCAGAUUUGUCAGUGACAAAGUGCUAUCGGUUUUUUUCUUUUUGUUCACUUUACUCGCAAUCAUUACCUAUCACAGGAUAGACUGUCGAAUGUUUGACUCCAAAGGAUCAGAUUCAGGUCAUUCAGCACUUCAUUUAAUUCGUGGCAAAAACAACCGUCGGUCCGCCCCUUUGAUUCUGAACCCGACCCCUUCAGCUGAGGGUAAAGGUGGGCUGAAGACUCACCGAAGACGUACUUUUCAUUUAAUCCAAUCCCUUCUGUCUGGAAAGCCCUACGGUUUCAAUGUGGCGCCUCCUCGGCACAAGCCAUAUUGUCAGUCGGCUGAGUGGGGACUAGGGACUGAAACGAACGAAGUUCUUUUCUACCUGAUACAGCAGUCUUCCUUGUCAGCCUCCAUGCAAAAUACUCUGCGUAUGCGUGCGCUCUAUAGACUUGCAACACCUUUGCGAAACAUCCAAUCACACAGCAUCUGGUGCAACACUUUAUUGGAAACAGGACUAAAUAACCUACCCGCACAGGUCUCUGUUUUAGAUCAAUCACUUCUGGUGAUGUGAACGUUACAAUCGCAGCUGGGAACCUGCCAUAGUGACUUGUUUUUCCGUCUGUGCAACCAGUCGGAUGCCAAAUCUCAGUUUUGUCAGGAGCCAUGCAUUCUAGACCGUGUCGAUCCGGACAGGACGUCAAACCCAGCAUCCAAGGAAAUACCAGAUCGCGUCAUGAAGC
Messenger RNA from Aspergillus steynii IBT 23096, 795 nucleotides. RefSeq lists its product as uncharacterized. The record is from RefSeq and is a predicted model, not a curated record. Bases 162 to 626 code for a protein of 154 amino acids. The transcript has a single exon. Lineage: Eukaryota; Fungi; Ascomycota; Eurotiomycetes; Eurotiales; Aspergillaceae.